CCCCCUGUCGCCCCUCCCCCGAGAACCGGCCGCAUCCAGACCUUUCCCACUGUGCACCGGAGCCGUGGGAGAAGCGUGCUCGCCCCGGGCCCACUGCGGGGCUGGGCUGGGCUGGACUGAGCGGACCCCGGACACCGCGGGGCCCGGAGUGCGGACAUUUCUGGGUCUGGGUUGAGCGCAUCCAUCCCCGCCGCCUCUCCCCCCACCCCCCCGACUUCCACUACGGUGGUCAUCCCGACCGUGCCAGCUAGCGAAGGGCAGAGCAAGAAGCCGAACCCCGGCGGAACCCGGAGCCCGCCGAUCUGGACUGGACAGAGCCAGUCGCAAACCGUGCGGAGCCUGGGGGAUGCCGGGCGUGGGUUGAGGGGAUCCCGGAGCCCUCUCGGCACACCACCACCACCCCCCCUCCGACUUUGGCUCACGCGGUGGGACUGGCCCGGCAUCGUCUCGGCCACCCGGCGCCCGGGGUCACCUGUGGCCUCUGGGGCUCCGAACCCGCGGGACCCUCGCCAACAUCGCGACCCGGAGCCUGGCCCCAGGUGGUGGGAGAUUUCUUUAUCCUGACCCCCUUCCCCGGAGCGCGGAGGCCCCGCCCCCUCCCACCGCCCAGAUGUCUCGGGCCGAAGCUCGGAGGACCUCCCUGAAGCCAGGGGCCGAAGGAUCCAGAGAAAGAAGCCCGCCCUAGGGAGCCUUGGGGGCCCCCCAACCUCAUCUUGGGGCUUGGCCCCCUGAACGCUGCUUGGAGGAAAGGCCGGUGUCCCCACCCUUGGGGGCUGCCCUCCUCCAGCACAGCUCCCUCUCCAGCGCCGCCCACACCUGGAGCCCCCUUCACAUCUGGAAGACCCUGGCCACCAUCCCUCUGCAGGUGUCAGUUGCAUCCAGAGAACUCUCGGCCUUUGCAGCUACCUAGGAAUUGCGAGGGGCUUGCUGCUGCCUUCCCCCAUCCCAAGGACAUCGCUACCCUUACUCCCUGCAGAGUCAUCCCCCUGCCUCUGCACCCAGGAUUGGGCAGAGAUCAGCUUCCCAUACCACAGGCACUUCAAGUCCUGCAGACUGGUCCUGGGACCCAAGGUCCCUCCCUCUACCCUCUGGUGUCCUCACCUUGACCGCCCCCCCCAGACUGUCUCCCUCUGGGUGCGCCAUCUCCCACCCAGAGGCCAAGUAGGUGGAGUGGCAGGCUGCAGGGACUGGGUGAAGGCCACCCAGGGCCAGGGUGGGCUUGGGGGGGCCGUUAAGAUGUGGAGCUCUGCCCAGCCGAGGGGGGCUCCGAGGAGGCAGACGUGUGCGCCCCGCCGGGGCGAGUAUGGGCAGGCCUGCGGCCACGUGGUGAAGCAUGAACAUUCGGGGCACCCCGGAUCUCGGGCAGCCCAGUGACGACCCCAACAGUGGUGGCGAGCGUGAGCGGAUUCGGCAGCGCAUGAAGAUGGUCAUCGGGCAGCUGGAAGGCAUCUUGCGGGAACUCAAGGAUGUGGCCAAGGAACUAAGGGAGGUGGUGAGUCAGAUUGACAAGCUAACCUCCGACUUUGACUUUGAACUUGAACCGGACGACUGGACCACAGCCACUGUGAGCAGCACCUCCAGCAGCGACAAGGCAGGCGUGGGCGGCCCCUUUGACCUGGGUAACCUGGACUUCAUGACCGCUGAUACCCUCUCGGACAGCUGGGAGUUCUGCUCCUUUCUGGACGUCUCCACCCCCUCGGACUCCGUGGACGGCCCCGAGGCACCGCGGCCAGGCGCCGGUCCCGACUACCGGCUCAUGAACGGUGGCGUGCCCAUUCCCAAUGGGCCGCGAGUGGAGACGCCAGACUCCUCCAGUGAAGAGGCCUUCAGCGCUGGCCCUGCGAAGGGUCAGGCGCCCCAGCGGACCCCAGGGACGCGAGAGAGGGUCCGGUUCAGUGACAAAGUGCUCUACCACGCUCUCUGCUGUGACGAUGAGGAGGGGGUUGGCGAGGAGGAGGCCGAAGAGGAGGAUGCGGGCCUGGCCCUGGAACUGCCUCUAAUGGAGCCCCACACAGGGCCCCUCAAGCCCUCCCCAGCCCCCUACAAGACCAGGCGCUCUCCACUGACCCGCCGCCGCUCGGGUCCCACGUUGGCCCCGGAACAGACUCGAAGGGUCACGAGGAACAGCAGCACCCAGACAGUGUCGGACAAGAGCACACAGACGGUGCUGCCCUACACAGCCACCAGACAGAAAUCCAAGGGGAAGAAUUAAGGGCUGGGGAACACAUAGAGUUAUAAAUAUAAAAAUAUAAAUAUAUAUAUAUAUAUUAUAUAUAUUUAAACAAACACAGUCAUAAUAAAAUUCACAAAUGCUAAGGA
This is a messenger RNA of Jaculus jaculus (lesser Egyptian jerboa), 2319 nucleotides long. RefSeq names its product inhibitory synaptic factor 1 (gene Insyn1). Gene Ontology annotation, biological process: inhibitory postsynaptic potential. Gene Ontology annotation, cellular component: postsynaptic density. The coding region runs from base 1334 to 2212 and encodes 292 amino acids. Lineage: Eukaryota; Metazoa; Chordata; Mammalia; Rodentia; Dipodidae. The transcript is spliced from 3 exons. The record is from RefSeq and is a predicted model, not a curated record.